AUGACAAACAAUUCCCCUAAAAUCUAUGACUUAGACUCUACUUCUUCUCAAGAUGAGUACACUAACUCCUCUUCCCAACAAGAUCAACCACCACAAGCCGCCACCGCCGAUCAACCUCGCACCACCGAAUCUGGAAGAAGGCCACGUGGUAGGCCUGUAGGGUCAAGAAACAAGCCAAAACCUACCUCUCUCCGAGUGCCCGAAACCACAGAGUCCACUAUGAAUGUCUUCACUUUCAAUGUGGCUUCAAAUGGGGACAUCAUGGAGUCUAUUCUUGAGAUUGCUCAAAGGGACCAAGUUAGUGUCACUGUUAUGAAUGUUUCUGGCAUGAUCAACAACGUGACCCUGGAAGCUUCGAAUGAGGCUGCACCACCCAUCAUUCUCCAUGGGCCCUUCAACUUCCUCUCCCUCUCUGGAUCCUACUUGUACGACAACCACUACAUUCUUCACCCCGGUGCCACCCCUCCCCCUCCCCCAUCCUUUGGGAUCCAUCUCUCCGACGCUCAAGGUCAGGUUUUCAGUGGCAUCAUUGGUGGCAAAGUCAUUGCUGGUGAGAAUGUCAUGAUCACUGUCUCCACAUUUAGGAACCCUGACAUUUUGAUGUACACUCCUGAAGAUCAACAAGAGGAUGAAACUCACAACGAUAGUGAUAACAACAGUGCUGGGGAUUUCAGUGGGGGUGGCGACUUCAUGGGGUUCAACCCAAGUUGUUGA
Molecule: messenger RNA, 714 nt
Organism: Vigna angularis (adzuki bean)
Lineage: Eukaryota; Viridiplantae; Streptophyta; Magnoliopsida; Fabales; Fabaceae
Product: AT-hook motif nuclear-localized protein 17
Exons: 1
Coding region: 1-714 (237 amino acids)
Cellular component (GO): nucleus
Molecular function (GO): DNA-binding transcription factor activity; minor groove of adenine-thymine-rich DNA binding
Source: RefSeq, a predicted model, not a curated record